AUGCGCGCGAUUGCACACUCAGUCGUCAGCUUCCUGCUCUCGUUCUCCCUCAGUCUCCCUCCCGCUGCUGAACCGCCGCUCGACCUCUCCUCGCUGGACUUGUCCGCAUUCAGCAACCUUGACCCGUCGAUUCAGGCGGUCAACAUCCACAUCCUCGCGGGUACUCCGCCGAAUCCGCUCAACGGGAACUUCGACGACGAGAAAUGCUCCCCUGCGCAGGUGACGGCUAUCCGCAAUGGCAUCGUCGACGCGCGCAACAUGGCGACUGGUGCGAUAGCGCUGCUGAAGCCGAAGGACAUGAACAAGAGUAACGGGUUCUUCUGGAUCUUCGGCGGCUCCACGGUCGACCCCGCAAUCAUCACCAAGCACUUCUCCUUCGUGCUCAGGCUCGGCACGGCGGACGAAAUCACGUCGACAAAGAAAUAUGAAAACAGCAAGACGGAUCUUAUCUUCACGUGCAUUCCACCGACGGCCCCGAAGGCAACCUCUGCAUAUGCGAACACCCAGAACAUCGGCCGGCAGAAGUCAGUUCUCAACCUCAUCCGGCUGUCGCCGACAGGGCUUGCGAACACGGAAUCGUACACAAUCGCUGCCGCGCGCGUGAAGACGUCUGGCCAGAUCCAAGACGGCUUCCCCGUGAAGCAAGUCGGCACGCUGUCGGUCCCCGCGCCGCCACUCGCUUUCACGAUCGUUCAUGAGGUGCAACACGCUGAUCCGCUGAUGGAUAACCCUGCAACAGACCACCUUGUCGAUGAGAAGGGCGGGACCGGCGCGCGCGCGUACGGCUUCCAGCAAAUUAUGCACGAGUUGUCCAAGGACCAGAAGGCGCGCAAUCCGCAGAACUAUGCGUUCUUUGGCUUACUGGCCGCGUCUAACCCGGAGUUGUUCGUGCCCAACUGCUACAUCGGCGACGCGCCCCUCAGCCUCGCGCCACUCUUAAUCGCCGGUCGUCUCCGGAUGCAGACGUCGCUCGGGCCGGACACAUGCCACACCACGGUCCCCGGGGCGUGCGCCGCCUGCAAGAAGAUUAUCAAGGGCAUUCCCGGUGAUGUCAAGCUGCCCAACUUCGACCCCGAUUCCACGUAG
Messenger RNA from Mycena indigotica, 1086 nucleotides. RefSeq lists its product as uncharacterized. The transcript has 3 exons. Gene Ontology annotation, molecular function: metallopeptidase activity. The record is from RefSeq and is a predicted model, not a curated record. The coding region runs from base 1 to 1086 and encodes 361 amino acids. NCBI's taxonomy places the organism in Eukaryota, Fungi, Basidiomycota, Agaricomycetes, Agaricales, Mycenaceae.